This is a messenger RNA of Racocetra persica, 701 nucleotides long. Lineage: Eukaryota; Fungi; Glomeromycota; Glomeromycetes; Diversisporales; Gigasporaceae. The record is from the annotation of a GenBank genome assembly.
GCAAACUUUGUAUUGAGGUUACUCCUGAUAGCAAGAUCGCCUUCAUAUCUGAAGAAUUAUGUAUCGGUUGCGGCAUAUGCAUUAAAAAAUGCCCGUUCGGUGCAAUUAUGAUCAUUAACCUUCCCACGAACCUUGAAAAAGAAGUCACUCAUCGAUAUUCAGCAAAUUCUUUUAAACUUCACCGUUUGCCAGUUCCUAGACCAGGUCAAGUUCUUGGUUUGGUUGGUACUAACGGUAUUGGUAAAAGUUCUGCACUAAAAAUUCUAGCUGGAAAGCUAAAGCCGAAUUUAGGAAGAUUUGAAGAUCCCCCAGAUUGGCAAGACAUUUUGAAAUAUUUUCGUGGCUCAGAGUUGCAAAAUUAUUUUACUAAAAUUUUAGAAGACAAUUUAAAGGCCAUUAUCAAACCCCAAUAUGUCGAUCAUAUUCCGAAAGCUGUCAAGGGAACGGUUACAGCUUUAAUUGAUGCCAAAUUAGAACGAAAUAACAAGGAAAAAAUGAUUAAUGAUUUAGAUCUACGCGAUGUUUUGGAUCGUCAAGUGAUUGAUUUAUCUGGUGGAGAACUUCAACGAUUUGCUAUUGCAGUGGUGUGCAUUCAAAAUGCAGACAUAUAUAUGUUUGACGAGCCAUCUUCUUAUCUAGAUGUUAAGCAACGUUUAAACGCUGCUAGGACGAUAAGAUCUUUAUUACAGCCUGAUUGGUUG